Messenger RNA from Cajanus cajan (pigeon pea), 1172 nucleotides. It is a transcript of the gene CLPP6, whose product is annotated as CLP protease proteolytic subunit 6. Gene Ontology annotation, cellular component: endopeptidase Clp complex. Gene Ontology annotation, biological process: protein quality control for misfolded or incompletely synthesized proteins. Gene Ontology annotation, molecular function: ATPase binding; ATP-dependent peptidase activity; serine-type endopeptidase activity. The record is from RefSeq and is a predicted model, not a curated record. NCBI's taxonomy places the organism in Eukaryota, Viridiplantae, Streptophyta, Magnoliopsida, Fabales, Fabaceae.
CGAAUAAAAGAUUGGUAUCUCUGUUUCCACCAUGUUUCCAAGUCUCAAUUUCAACAAUGGUAGCUCAAGCUUUAUCAGUGCCUGCGAGUGCUAGCUUCACUAUCGCUUCUCGCGCGAGAAGUCCCUCUCGCCUUCUAUUUUAUCGCAGAAACUCGUGCUCGGUAGCUUCUUCUUUGCCAAGCCCAUAUGGCCAUUCAUCAGAAGUUGGGUUAUCAAGUAAAAGCCGUGGCCUUCCUCUAAAACUGGAUGAGAAAAAUAUCUAUGAUGCCAGUACAAGUUAUGGUGCAAUUGAAGCCAAGAAGGGGAAUCCAGCAAUAACACCAGCAGUGAUGACUCCUGGAGGACCUCUUGAUCUCUCAUCUGUUUUGUUUAGGAAUCGAAUAAUAUUCAUAGGACAGCCAGUCAAUUCACAAGUGGCUCAGAGAGUUAUAUCACAGCUUGUGACUCUUGCUACUAUUGAUGAAAAUGCAGAUAUACUGAUAUAUAUAAAUUGCCCUGGUGGAAGCACAUAUUCAGUGUUAGCAGUUUAUGAUUGUAUGUCUUGGAUAAAGCCCAAGGUUGGUACCGUGUGUUUUGGAGUUGCUGCAAGCCAAGGAGCACUUCUCCUUGCUGGUGGGGAGAAGGGAAUGCGCUAUGCAAUGCCAAAUGCCCGCAUAAUGAUACAUCAACCACAGAGUGGAUGUGGGGGUCACGUGGAGGAUGUCAGACGCCAAGUGAACGAAGCUGUUCAAUCUCGCCAUAAAAUUGACAAGAUGUAUAGUGCUUUUACUGGACAACCAUUGGAAAAGGUGCAACAGUACACUGAGAGGGACCGUUUUCUGUCUGUUUCUGAGGCUUUGGAGUUUGGUCUUAUUGAUGGUGUCCUGGAAACAGAGUAUUGAAUACAGGAUUGCAGGAUAUAUUUUAAAGAGAUUGAAAAUGUUAAUUCUUGUCAAAUUGAUGUAGAAUUUCAUUAAUUAAUGAGAAUUGUAUGUUCUUCUUCCUCAAACUUAUGCUAUUAUUGAAAGUUGACUUUCAUAGAAUGGUUUGAUCUAGCAUUUAUAAUUGUGAAGUUCGAGGUAGCUAAUCCUUGUUUGGAUUUGAGAACCUAGGUAUGCACCCCAAACUUGUACUUUGAUUCACACGUUUUAGUAAGUGUUCUCUGUCAAAAUCAGGUUGAGGUUGGAUGUUUA